AUGGAUCAUCACAAGGAAUCUGUGGGAAUUCGUGAAAUUCAACGAGAAAGUAAACUGACGGAGCUUUCACGAAAACACUCGAUGACUUCUCAGAUAAAGUCUUGGAAAGUACCACUCCACAUGGACGGACGGAAACAUGCUACUAGCGGACCUACUUCAAGGGAAGAUGAAUGUGGAGACGCCUACAUCUUCUUUGACGUCGCCGGCUUCUCCUUGUAUUUUUACUGCAGAAAGGUUGGAGAGCAUUGGGGAUCGUUCUUAUCACAAGAAAAUUUGUGCCAAAUUGCGUCGCUUUCGUCCAAGACAGAUGUGAAAAAGUGCGAUCAGGAAAAAUUAGGUCACUCAGCUUCCAAACGCAGAAGCUUCUCCAAACCCGAUGAGUUACGUCUAUCCUGUCAGGAAUAA
Molecule: messenger RNA, 405 nt
Organism: Opisthorchis viverrini
Lineage: Eukaryota; Metazoa; Platyhelminthes; Trematoda; Opisthorchiida; Opisthorchiidae
Exons: 2
Coding region: 1-405 (134 amino acids)
Source: RefSeq, a predicted model, not a curated record